UUGCAUGGGACUUUUUGGUGGGAACGCGAGGAGUGAAGUUGUGUGCUUUGUUUUAUUUUGUCUAUUUGGUGUUUCUUCCGGUUUAAAUGUGUUAUGACGGUGGUUUAUUAACUGUUUAAUAUCUGUGAAAGUGCACAAAUGUGGGAAAACGAAACAAAGCCGCUGGGCGUAACUUCUCGGGAUCCUCCAAAAAGUCCACUGAAAAAGUCUCAGUAAAUGACCACCAUUUUAUUGAGAUUACAUUUCAUCCCAUAUCAUCUCAUCUCACUCACAUUUAAUUUCAUCCCAGUUGAUUAACGUCUCAAAUUAAUCAUCUUCAUUUCAUUUCAUAUUAUCAUUUUUCAUAAAAAUUAGAAUAUAAAUUAAAAUAAGACAUGACUUAAAGGUCUUAGUAACCAGGUCAUAAAAUCCUUUAAAAAAAAAGCAUUUUGCAUAGUUCUUCAGCAGAACCUGCAGAACGAAUAUGCGUUGGAGAGACGAAGUAACUUUAAAAUUCGUUAAAUUGUAUCUAAACCACGAAUGUUUAUGGAACCCUUCACAUUCGAAAUAUAAAAUUCAAUAUGAAAGGGAAAAAGCAUACGAAAAGUUAUCGCAAGACUUUAAGGCUGCCACUAAGAUACAUUUAAACAAAUCUUAUGUAAAAAAUAAAAUCCGCAACCUCCGAACAACUUAUACUCAACAAGUACACAAAAUAUUAAUUAAAUCUAACCCAGACAAAAUUUAUGAACCAUCUCUCAGUUGGUUCCCCGACAUGGAUCGCUGCUUAAAAAAUAUCUCUGGAUGUCGAAAUGCUAAUACUACAAGUCCUCCAGAGGUAGACUCAUCUUGUCAAGAAUGGACUGAAAAAGAGCACAACGGCAAAGAUGAUGAACUGCAUCCUAACCAGCUGAUAUCUGAAAAUGAUGAUGAUUAUAUGGAGCAAAAUAUUAUAUCUGAAGAUCCACAUGUGAAACUAGAGAGCAGCUCACCUGUAGACAAAUGUUAUAAAAAAAACAAAAAGAAAAAAAAUAAAAGAAAAUCUUCAAACUCUACUGACUCUAUUUAUGAAUGUUUGAAUAAAGAUGAUGAGUUUGACGUGUAUGGUAAACAUGUAGCAAAUCAGCUGCGGAACAUGAACCUCCACAGUGCUCUUAAAUUACAGCUAGAUAUACAAAACCUCAUCAGUGAAACUCGACUUGCUGAGCUGAAUGAUAAUUAAAAUCACCCACAGUAUUAAUUAAAACCAAAGAAAAAAAUACAUGAAUGGAUGGCUGAAGACACGCAUUAAAUUAACAUUGUCCAACAAAUUUUCAAGAUUUGUUGAUUUUUUAAAUACACUCAUUUCUCUAGAAACUAAAUAUGGUAAGAGUUAGACUUACUAAUAAUAAUAAUAAUAAUUUAUUCAAUGAUCAAGAAAACUCCCAAUAAGUAUUGUGAACAAAAAAAACUAUUAUUUACUUUUCCCAAUAAUGAAAAAGAGGAUACAUUCCAAACUAAACAGUGACUAGCUUUUUGUGAACCAUUUGAAAUGAAAGGCCUAUAAAGCGAAUCAGUGUGAAUGAUAAAUAUUUGAAUACUUUCCUAGUACUAGUAAUAUAUUAUGUAGGUAUAUCACAAUAUACAUGUAUUAGAAUAGAUUAUCAUUAAGCUUCAAAAAAUUUACAUAAUUAAGUAUUGAAAUAAAGAUAAAAUAAAUCAUGUUCUUCUAAGAAAGUUAAUUUUAGUAAUUUAAUUUAUGUAAGUUGUUUCAGGUCACAGAAAUUUUCGAACUACAUCAUUGGUUUCAUCUUUUAAUAUUAUUAUCACUUUACAAAUUCUUCUAUAUAAUAGCUAAGCCAAUAGCUGAGGGUGGUUGGACUACCUGUGCAGGCCCACCAGUGAAAGAUAAAAUGUUUAUUAUUACUCCAUGAUAUGAUAGCUCUGGUCUCUUAAUUUUUCUUUUCCUAAUAACUUAAUAGACAGGGUACCAUAGCAACUAUUAGGUCCUUACAUAUGAAAUAGGCGUUUUGUACAGGAUCCCGAGAAUGAUAUUGUUACGCCGGUCAGAGUAACGCCAUCUAUCGCCGAAUAGUCGAACGAAUAUCGAAGGAUCUAGUAGAAUCUAGAACGCUCGAGAAGUACAACGUCAUUUAUUGUCAGAUAGCGGAAAUAAUACUCGACUUGUGUGGAAUAUUCUCGAUAAUUAUAGGGAUAUGGUAUCGGCUAUAAAAGCGUUACAGAGAUUUACUGGCACGCAGUCGGUCAGUAGUCGGAACUACUCGAAGCGAAACAACGAACGGAUCACCUUUAGCGAAGCGGAAGAAGUGAACUGAGAAUUUUAAAGUAUUUGUGAAGUGUUCUAAGUGAUAAAUACAGUGUUAACGUGUAA
Molecule: messenger RNA, 2347 nt
Organism: Bombyx mori (domestic silkworm)
Lineage: Eukaryota; Metazoa; Arthropoda; Insecta; Lepidoptera; Bombycidae
Exons: 2
Coding region: 464-1198 (244 amino acids)
Source: RefSeq, a predicted model, not a curated record